Messenger RNA from Helicoverpa armigera (cotton bollworm), 2633 nucleotides. RefSeq lists its product as uncharacterized. Gene Ontology annotation, biological process: positive regulation of protein ubiquitination. NCBI's taxonomy places the organism in Eukaryota, Metazoa, Arthropoda, Insecta, Lepidoptera, Noctuidae. Gene Ontology annotation, molecular function: protein binding. The record is from RefSeq and is a predicted model, not a curated record.
CUUUAUAUGCAAAUAUAAAUAUAAUUAUUUGCAAAAGUCGACUUCAAUCAUUAUGAACGGGACAGUCCUCGAUCACCGAAGUGCUGAUCCGAACGAGUUCAAAUAUUCGACUUUUCUGUCAUUUCAUUUGUAAACGUUCGUUAAUUUGCGCGAUAAUACAAGUUACAAUGGACGUGUAAACGAAAUAACGUCGCGACUUUCUCUUAAUUGUAAUAAUAGUGUUAAAACGAAAACACACGCGCAACGAAAGAGGAAAAAUAAUCAUAUGCUGGAUAUAAACCUGAAAUAAAAGAUGUCACUAACGUGGAGCACGUUGCCGCUUCUUCCUCUGAGGUGCAUACUGCAUCACCUCAGCACGGAGGAUGCCAUGGCUGCCAUGUCCACCUGCCGGCACUGGAGGUCCGCUCUCUAUAUGUAUGAAGGACGCAAAGAACUCCUGAAACUAAAAGCCAAAUAUCUGGAACAGUGUUUGUUCCUGACUCGCGUCUUCAAGAAACACGUGAAGAAGCUGCAUAUUUAUUUAGACUGCAAUGAGCCCGAGAUCGACAAGUUCAUGACUUACGUGCUUAUGCAAUAUUUUGACACAGUAAAGCUACAAGAAUUAGUAUUCAUAGGGCCAAGCUACGUGCAGCAAAGCAUGCAUCUGCCAUUUAUUAAACUUAGAAGGAUGCUAAUCGAGACGUUGGUGUUCAAAAACGUGAAAUGCAUAAAGAAGCUGAGUUUCAUGGGCUGCGGCAUGGCAGCAGUCAGGAAUGAUAACGAGAGAUAUUCUCACAAGGCUUUAGAGCUUUACGCGCGACCGCUGAAGUUCUGCAGCGUGCAAACAGCAGCAGACACUGUUUUGUCAAGUGUCAACCAGCAACUUAUGCAGAUAUCUUCAUUAACUCACGUGGCAGUAGACUACGAACAAAUCAGCACGGUGGCGCUACAGACGCUGUCCAAGCUACCCCACUUCCGUUUCCUGACGCUGAACAUCACGAACCGUCGCUUCACGCUGCGCCCCAUCGACUGGGACAUACUGCACGACUACUACCGCUGCCAGCUCAGAGUCGCUAUUAACAUUACGCUGUCCAAAUUACCGCACUUCCGUUUCCUGACGCUGAACAUCACGAACCGUCGCUUCACGCUGCGCCCCAUCGACUGGGACAUACUGCACGACUACUACCGCUGCCAGCUCAGGGUCGCUAUUAAUAUUACUGGAAGCCAACCUCUACUUAGUUGGGAAAAGGCUCGGGAGAUGAUGAUCAGUACUGCUGGGUAUGUUACCCAUAUAUGGAUAAGCACGGUGGCGCUACAGACGCUGUCCAAGUUGCCCCACUUCCGUUUCCUGACGCUGAACAUCACGAACCGUCGCUUCACGCUGCGCCCCAUCGACUGGGACAUACUGCACGACUACUACCGCUGCCAGCUCAGGGUCGCUAUUAAUAUUAUCGGAGUGCCAUUCAGGAGAUUCGAUUCCAUCAUAGAUAACGUUCUCAUCGAAGGACUGAGACUUAUCUCGCUGAAAGUCAUGUUCUGCAAAUCUCUAUACACGCCGAUGUUGUCGCACGUAUCGCGACUGUUCCAGACGACGCUAGUGGAAGUGCUGUGGGUGGACACGCCGUACGACUCCACCGACCCCUACCACCGCAUCGUGCGACCGAUGCGACAGCCGCAGGUAAUACAUUUGUUCUAUCAACGUUACACUCGCAUGUUGUCGCACGUAUCGCGACUGUUCCAGACGACGCUAGUGGAAGUGCUGUGGGUGGACACGCCGUACGACUCCACCGACCCCUACCACCGCAUCGUGCGACCGAUGCGACAGCCGCAGCCCGACACAUACACGCACGUAAAUCCUUUCGUGCUGUUGUGCUGGCAGUGCAUGCAUCUACAGAGACUCGUUAUACAUGGCUACUGGAUAUGGCAGUACGACGUGCUAGGCUUUGUCCGACUGCGCAAAGGGCUGAUACACCUCGAGAUCUCCGCCAUAUACAGCCAACAGGACACCUUCAAUAGCUCCGUGCUCAUGAGCGAGGAGGGAACUGUCCGGGUGCUGUGUGGAGACGAGCCGCCUGAAGUCGACCCGGAGUAUGUGCAAGAAGUAAACGAGUACACGGACUUCAAGUGGAAGCCGGUGUCGUGGCAGCGCCUGCACCCCGCGCUGCGGCCGCGCAGCACGGCGCAGCAGCGCCUCGACUACAUCGUCAGCGAGGCCAAGAUACCGCUCGGGGUGGCGUGAGUCAUGUCUUGUUGUUAUCUGUACUAUAUACAAGUGCACGAGGACACCGACUUCAAGUGGAAGCCGGUGUCGUGGCAGCGCCUGCACCCCGCGCUGCGGCCGCGCAGCACGGCGCAGCAGCGCCUCGACUACAUCGUCAGCGAGGCCAAGAUACCGCUCGGGGUGGCGUGAGUCAUGUCUUGUUGUUAUCUGUACUAUAUACAAGUGCACGAGGACACCGACUUCAAGUGGAAGCCGGUGUCGUGGCAGCGCCUGCACCCCGCGCUGCGGCCGCGCAGCACGGCGCAGCAGCGCCUCGACUACAUCGUCAGCGAGGCCAAGAUACCGCUCGGGGUGGCGUGAGUCAUGUCUUGUUGUUAUCUGUACUAUAUACAAGUGCACGAGGACACCGACUUCAAGUGGAAGCCGGUGUCGU